AUGCGAGCCUGGUACUCCCAGCUCCGCCCCUUCCGCCUAGACCUCGUUGGCGACUACGCCGGCUCCUCACGCUUCCUGAUCUACGGGGACUCCCUCCUCCGCCAUUGUUUCUCAGACGAGCGUAUCGGAUUCUCGGACGGCAGCUUUCAGCUACUUCACACCGUCUACGUUGUGGAGCAGUUCCUGCAAGGUUUAGUCCGCCGAAAAUGUGUGUUUGACAUUGUGUUUCUGGACUCUGAUGCGGAAAUGUGCAUUCCUCCAACGGGCAGCAGGGGCGCGGCGAAGUGGCUCUGCACAAGGGAGAUCGUGAUACGGCAUCUGCUGGGAGUGAAGGGAGGAGAGUGGCAGAUUAGACAGUUCACAGGGAUUUCUGAACGGACGUUUCUGGGCUGGAUCGAGGAGAGGAGACCGUUGUUUGUGUUGGCUGGCGACGGGAGCGGUCUAGUCGGAGCGGCUUGGGAGAGUGUUACCAGCGAAAACGAUGACUCCGACGACUCCGAGGACGAGGAGGAUGAAGUGGGCGCUUCCGAGGAUGACGACGAUGACGACGAUGACGGCGAUGAAGAGAGCGAAGACAAUGGGCAUGCCAGCAUGGCGAUUAAGCACCGGAUGAUAGUCAUGAUAAGCAGUUUCAUGGGCAUGGGCUACAACAUUGCGCUCAUCAGCCGAGUUCAGUUUGUGAACAGCAAGGUACUGGACCCUCUACGGAAACUCAUGCCAUACCUGACGCUGACUCUGAAAGAUCUUUGA
This is a messenger RNA of Tricharina praecox, 750 nucleotides long. RefSeq lists its product as uncharacterized. NCBI's taxonomy places the organism in Eukaryota, Fungi, Ascomycota, Pezizomycetes, Pezizales, Pyronemataceae. Bases 1 to 750 code for a protein of 249 amino acids. The transcript has a single exon. Gene Ontology annotation, cellular component: cytoplasm. The record is from RefSeq and is a predicted model, not a curated record.